This is a messenger RNA of Exophiala spinifera, 1626 nucleotides long. RefSeq lists its product as uncharacterized. Bases 1 to 1626 code for a protein of 541 amino acids. Lineage: Eukaryota; Fungi; Ascomycota; Eurotiomycetes; Chaetothyriales; Herpotrichiellaceae. The transcript has a single exon. The record is from RefSeq and is a predicted model, not a curated record.
AUGGUCAGCUGGGACGAGACAUUCGAUGUGGUGGUGGUAGGGUCUGGAGCCGCUGGUGUUGCGGCAGCACUGAGCGCCCAGCGCCACGGCGCAACAGCAAUCGUGCUCGAGCGCAGCGAUAAGCUCGGAGGUACGACCGCAUGUUCGGCUGGUGGAAUAUGGAUCCCAAACAACGACCACAUGCACGAGGUUGGAGCCAGUGACUCACGAGAGCAGGCGCUUGCCUAUUUGCGCAGUCUGUCUUUGGGUGGGAUGGACAUGGAGCUCGCAGAAGUCUACGUCGAUGAAGCCCCCGCUGUGGUCCGGUUUCUGGAAGCCGACAAGUCCCUCUCCUUUGUGGCUACAAGCUUGCCUGAUUAUCAGCCUGAAAAUGCUGGAGGCACGUUUGGUCGCACAUUAACCCCGCAACUAUUUCCUGCGAAUGAGCUCGGUGACCUGCGCCCGAGUCUGCGACCAGCCCCGAUGUUCCCAGUGCCCUUUUGCUGGGAUGAUGUCCAGCACGGUAUCAAUUUGAUCGACCCAAAGGUUUUCCAAGACCGACUGAUUCAUGGUCUAGUUGGAGGAGGAGAGGCGCUGAUGGCAGGCAUGAUCAAGCAGGCCGCCGACAAAGGUGUCUUAUUCCGGUCAAAAGCCCGCGGGAGGAAGCUCAUUAUUCACGAUAGCUCGGUCAUUGGUCUAGAAUACGAAGACAAAAACGGGCAGCUUCGGAAGAUUUGUGCACGCCGUGCCGUUGUUCUUGCAAGCGGAGGCUUUGAGUGGAACAAGGAGCUCGUCAAGGACCAUGUCGCUGGUCCCAUCGAAGCACCGUUGAGUCCGCCAUCCUGUGAAGGAGAUGGGCUUAUCAUGGCCAUGGAAGCUCAAGCCGCCAUCGCUAAUACCAGGGAGGCGGCUUGGAUGCCAGCAAUCUCCAUUCCUGGGGAAAAAUAUGAGGGCGAACAACUAUACCGCUUGACAGGAGGAGAACGGGCAAAUCCCGGAUCGAUCAUGGUGAACCGAGCCGGCAAGCGAUUUGUCAAUGAAGCACACAACUACAACGAUGUAGGACGAGCAAUGCACAACUUUGACGAAAUGAAAUUCGACUAUCCAAACUUGCCAUGCUGGAUUAUUGUGGAUGCAGAAUAUAUGGAGCGCUAUCCUUUUGCGACUCGGCUUCCUAGUGAUCCAGUCCCAGAGUGGAUAGAGGCAGCCUUGACCCUGCGUGAACUUGCAAAGAAAAUUGGGAUAGACCCAACUGGCCUUGAAAAGACUGUACAGAGAUACAAUGCUCAUGUGGUGCGAGGGUCAGAUCCAGACUUUGGCCGGGGCACAAGCAGCUACGAUUUGGCCUUUGGGGACAAUUCGCGAGAUGGACCAUUUCAGACACUCGGUAUCAUUGAUCGAGCACCGUUCUAUGCAUGUCGUGUCUAUUCCGGUGUCCUCCAAACCAAGGGUGGUCCCAAGAUCAAUGCCAGAUCGCAAGUUCUCAACGUUCGUCGCAAGCCAAUCAAUGGCCUUUACGCGGCUGGAAACGUCAGUGCCGGGUUUACAGGAAUGGCAUAUCCUGGAGGCGGGGGCUCAGUGGGACCGGCCAUGGUGUUUGGUUAUAUUGCUGGGCGUAAUGCUGCAGCAAGCGAACAAUGGACCUGA